AUGCACUCAACGGGUGUUAAGGGCGAGCAUCUUGCACCCAGUUUUGUGCAAGAUUUCCAUCCAUUCGGACGGAUUCCAGUUUUUGACGAUGACGGGACUCGAUUUUUCGAGUCUCGGGCAAUUUGCGAGUACUUGGUUGCAAAGUACGGGCCAAAGAGCGCUUUAAAUAGACGGACGGAUCAAAGCUACCCCGAGCUGGCAACUUACGAGCAAGCGGCUAGCGUUGAGUACUCUUACUUCGACCCGACAAUGAAAACUUUGGCAUAUGAGAAAUUAUUCAAAGGGUUUAUGGGACGAGGCGAUCCCGACAAGGCCACAGUCGAGAGACUGGAAAUCGACUUGGUCAAGGUCUUGGAUCACUACGAAAAAGUCCUUUCUCGUCGUGAGUACCUUGCCGGAAAUCAAUUUUCGUUGGUUGAUAUAUACCAUAUGCCUUGGUUUGAGUUUCUGCCGCGCCUAGCGUUACAGGAUGAGAUUACGAAAAGACCGGCAUUGAGUGCCUGGUGGGAACGCGUCAGCAACCGGUCAACGUGGAAAGGUUUGACGGCGUCACAUUAA
Molecule: messenger RNA, 558 nt
Organism: Fusarium verticillioides 7600
Lineage: Eukaryota; Fungi; Ascomycota; Sordariomycetes; Hypocreales; Nectriaceae
Exons: 5
Coding region: 1-558 (185 amino acids)
Cellular component (GO): cytoplasm
Molecular function (GO): glutathione binding; glutathione transferase activity
Source: RefSeq, a predicted model, not a curated record